Messenger RNA from Microplitis demolitor, 2878 nucleotides. Its product is annotated as FHF complex subunit HOOK interacting protein 2A. Bases 233 to 2749 code for a protein of 838 amino acids. Lineage: Eukaryota; Metazoa; Arthropoda; Insecta; Hymenoptera; Braconidae. The record is from RefSeq and is a predicted model, not a curated record. The transcript has 5 exons.
UUGAGGUGCUGCGCGCUAUAUGUCAGCAUACGUGUUAUCAUUGUAUUUGUAAUGAUUACGUCGUGACAAUAAUAAUUUAAAAAUAUUCAGGUGUUUAAAAUAAUAUAUAAUAAACUACAGUUAUGUAAAAAAUAAAUCCAAGUUCUACAAUCAGUUGAUUUAAAUUUUCCAUCAUCUAAAAGUUAAGGUGACAGGUAACCAGUGUCAACUGCACCGAUAAUUAAAAAUAAAAAUGAUCAGCGGGUUCCAAGUAGCCUUGAAAAAUACCAUCGACGUCAUAGCCCCACCAGCAACACCAAUCCAGGAUUUUAUUUAUCACUGGAAGCAGUUGAUGAAGUUUUAUUCUAGUCAUAAAACCAACUGCAAAGUCUCAAUUGAAAACACAGGAAUUCCUCAGCAUUUGAACCACCUGCUGGAAAUUUUACUGAAUGAAGAGAAAGAAAGCGACAAUCCCGGGUCAUGUCUAGAGUAUUUACUGCAAUACAAACUCCUGGACUGGCUGGCAACGCUGGCCACUGCAGAGACACCACCAGGAAUGCGACUAGUCUGCUUGAUAUUUUUUAAAAAACUUCUCGCCCGAACAAAGUUUCCUCUGCUGCAUCAAGCCGCAGUAUACGGGCCAGUAUUGCGGCUGAUAAGUCUCUGCAGUGGCAGCAUCCCAUCGCCGAUCGAAGCUGAAGAAAUCAAAUUUCUCUUGACACUCUGCUUCCUCAUAUGCAGAUACCCGCACUUGACAAAUAUCGUCAACGACUGCAGUGUCCGUCUCGAGCAGUCCGCAGUCAAUGGUUCUGAGCGGCUUGACAUUCAGUCAGUAACUUACAUUCCCAGCAGGCAGAGAUCUAAUACAAAUCCAUUAUUCAAACCACUAAAUACCCAAGCAAUAACUCUGGUAAAUCCAAAUUUGUUUGCUUGUAAUUAUAAUCAGAGACGAUCGAUCUGUACCGAGAGGUUUAAAAAGUCUGCUAAACACUGUGAUAAAAUUCGUAGAAAAAUUAAUGGUCGUUCCAACGAGUCAACGUCUUCACGUGAUACUGAAAACUCAUCGCGUUGUUCUAGUCCAGUUGAAAAAAAUAAUGACGCAGCGUUGGAGACAAUUGUAGAUAACUGCGAUUAUGAAAAUUGUGAUAAAGAAUCCGAUCGUGUUUCUUCUUCAGUAUUUGAUAUUGAUGCUAAACUACAGGAUCUUGAAGAAUUGAGGAUAGAUGAUUACCGUGGUAAUGAACUAGUCCAUGAUAUUAAUGAGGGUGAUGAUAAAAGACAGAAUUUAUCUAUUUCUCCUGAUCCCGAGAGCUCAAACUUACUUUUAGAUGCCUUAAUAUCUUACUUGAAUAGUGCUGAUAAUACAGUAAGAGUAAGAGCCUGUGAAGGAAUAAUGGUUUUAGCGACACUAGAGGAACCAGCAUUUGCACGUACGAUGGCACAAAGUGAUUUGCCAAGAGUACUUACGGCUAGAUUAGAGAAUUUAUUCAACUGUAUACCAGCACACGUGGACCCUGCAGAGAUAGACGAGAUAGAUUUCACGUGGGGUCUGGAUUCCCCGCUCUGGACAAAGGAAAAAAAAUUUCCAGGGUGCAGACAAGUCGCUGCUUACUUUAUGUCAUUCGAUUACUGCGACCAGUUGAUCAAAGAGGCUCAUCCUGAUGUAGCUGCCGCUCUUGCCAAAGCUAUUAGAUUAUUAUUUUUUGAAAAAGUAUUAACACCAGCACUAGUAGAUCAUCAUGUCGUAUUGAUUACUGCGUUGGUCACUGAAACGCUUAGAAAAAUAACUGGAUCCAUAUUAAAUGCUGAGCUUGGCUAUUGGUUGGUAGGUAUUCAAAGAGCUCCAGUUGCUGAUGUAUGUGAGACAUCAAUAAUAGAACGUUUGAUAGAAAAUUGUUAUUCAGAUAGUGAUGAUCUGACUUUAGAAACAUUGAAACUGUUUGAAGCGAUACUAGAAAUACGAAAUGAACACGUGUUCCACUGUAUGGUUCUUUCAUAUUUAACAUCACGUGGUUACUAUGACACAUCAGCAGCAGACAGUGCAAUAGCAUCCUGGAGCGAUGAGGAAGACGAACGAGAGCGUGAAAAAAAAGGCUCGCUAGAUUUCUCUCAAGAACAGACCCACAGCCGAACUUUGGCGCCCAGUAACAUUCACCGGAUACUCAAUUGCUUUUUAUCUCUGGUACCGAGACAACUGCAGAGUGAUCCAGGUGAAGAUGAUUACGCGCGUUACAUGGCCGACUGGGAAAAACAGUACCAGCGAGUUAAAAAUGAGUGCGCUCUAUUUGCUUGGCCGCUGGAAGCUAUUUCUGUUGACGACUCUGGCAGUUAUGACUCACGACCUGAAGCAGAUCAUUGCUCUUCUAGGUUUUACAUGGGCCCUUUUAUUGUCAUGCUGCUUGAUAAAGUAUCAAACAUUCCGAAUCAAAAAUAUGAAAUAAAUUUACAGUUAACUGUAGUAAUUUCAAAACUUGCUUUGCUACCGCAUCCGUACUUACAUGAGUUUCUACUCAAUCCUCUGGUGCCUCUAAUUCCUGGCACCAAAAGUUUGUUUAAUUGUCUACAGAAAACAGUUAAACAAUUAGUCAGCGAAGUUAGCAAAUUGCCAAAGUAUAAAGAUGAAUUAAGAGAAACUAGAAAAAAAUUAUUACAAGAAACUUCACAGGAUUCAAUAAAAGAAAAUAUUUUGUAUGAAAGUAUUGUAAUAACUGAAGAAUUUUGUAAAGAAUUAGCAGCAAUAGCUUAUGUUAAAUAUCAACAUUCCAUGUAAUGUUAAGUGUCCAUAAUUGUGUACCUUGUUAUUAUAAUUAUUAUUUACUAAUUAAUAUAUAUGUAUACAUAUAAAUAUUUUAAAAUAAUUAUACAAUUAAUGCACAACUAAAUGCUUAGAAAUAUUUAA